This is a messenger RNA of Geodia barretti, 2961 nucleotides long. The record is from the annotation of a GenBank genome assembly. Lineage: Eukaryota; Metazoa; Porifera; Demospongiae; Tetractinellida; Geodiidae.
AAGGUAAAAGAUGACUCCCUUAGCUCAACUGUUGCUCUUUGCCCUGCAACUUUUAUCCCUGCUGGUACAUAAUGGACUCCCAGUUUCAGGGAGGAUAGAGAUAAGUGAAUCCCCCAUGUCACAAGUCGUUCCUCUUGGAAGCAUCGCUAACUUUUCCUGUGCUGCAUCAGGAGGCGGGUUCAAUUGUGAUAUCGCCCAUUCCAGCUACUCAGUUAAGUUCCCCAGACCUGGACAUUUCAAUAAGCCCAAAUAUGGAAUAACUGUAACAAUUGACAAAAAAGAAGAUGGCAACUUUAUGGCAAACAUCACAAUUGAGGGGAGACUAGAUAACAACAAUACCAAUGUAAGCUGCCUCGUGUGGAGCGAAGACAUAAGUUCCUUUCAAGCAUCAGAUAUUGCAACACUAACUGUAAUUGGUCCACCAAGUACCCCUGUAGCUGCUCUUUUAAAUAUUGAUAUGGAAGCAAAGUAUUUUUCUGCUGUUUGGGAUGUUCCAUUCUCCCACAAAAACUACCCAAUUUCCCAUUACAAUGUCACUGUCUGUAACAAGAACAAAACUGUUGGAUACGUGGAGUCAUUCCCAGUUAGUCCAGAGACUGGACCUCCUCUUCCCACAUCAGGACCAGUCACAGUGUCCCUCCCGUUCCCUCCUCGCACCACCUCCUGUGACAUCCUCAACAUCUCUGUCACUGCUGUCAAUGAUAUUGGUGCCAGCCGGGCAGAAUCUUUCAGAGUCCUUGUACCAAAAUUACCUGAUAGUGAUGUGAUUCUGACGACUAAGGUUCUGUUUCAGUCAGAUGGAAGUCCAGUGGUGACUGUGGAAAUGAAGUUCCCAGAGUUUUGUUGGUUUGAGAGAGUAAACUACUCACUGUUACUGGAGGAGUGUGGUGGGGAGGGUCGUCAGUUGGUGCUAAUGAAGGGGGCGGUUAAUAAUCCCCAGGAGCCAGUCGUGGAGACCAUCUCUGUUGAUUUGGUAUCCAAUGCCAACUACUCUGUUGUGGUGUCUGCACAAACUGACCUGUGGAACUCAUCAACAUCUCCACACACCUUCAGCACUCAUUUUACUCUAACAUCAUCUUCUGUGAACGUGUCCACCGUCAUUCCAGCGCACCUGUUAGCAGGAGUUGUGAGCGGAGUUACAGUCUUCAUCAUUUUCCUGGUGGUCACUGUCAUCUCUAUCAUACUUGUACUAAAGAGCCGAAAGAAAGGUGCCCAUAGCAAUGUUGAAGAUUUAAGAGUAAGCUCAGUAGCACACAACCUGACUCCCAACCCCAUCUACGAUGGCCCACUCUAUGAGACUAUCAGCGAUGCCGCAGCUCCCAGGUCUCCGGGACUAAAACCAAAACCUCUCACUCUCCCACCACCGCCCCUGCCACCGUCAUCAUCAUUAUCCUCGGCCAGGAAAGAGCCAAAGUACACCGAUAGUCCGACUGUCGAGAUACUUCGCCAGCCCGUCUCCCAAGUGGUCAAAAUGGGAGAUACUGCAACUUUCCACUGCUCUGCAAGUGCAGUUGGAGUCACAGGCUCCUUUGAUCUGGUCCUCACCACUUCAUUCCGAACCCCAGUUUACAUCAACAAUAACAUUCAGCUUGAGUGGAUAACUGCAACUAUAAAUUCUGAUUACAAUGAUCCAACAUUGACCUAUAUAGCCAGUGUGACUGUCAAUGGGAGCGAGAUGACCAACGGGACAUCGCUACGCUGCAGAAUGUUCUCAUUUGGGGAUAUGAAUGAUGCAUUAUUCAGCAAUGCUGCUGAGCUGACUGUCAUUGGGCCACCAGACACCCCCGCAGGUCUCUCCCUGCCGGAAGAUCACGUUAACAUGGAACUGGGCCAGUUUUCAGUUGAAUGGAAUGUUCCGUUCUCACACACCAACCAUUCCAUAUCGCACUACACUGUCACGGUCAACAGCCCCAAUGAGACAGUGGGAUACAUGGAGUCAUUCCGAGUUAGUUCAGAGACUGGACCUCCUAUUCCCACAUCAGGACCAGUCACAGUGUCCCUCUUGUUCCCUCCUCGCACCACCUCCUGUGACAUCCUCAACAUCUCUGUCACUGCUGUCAAUGAUAUUGGUGCCAGCCGGGCGGCAUCUGCAGUCAUAUUCAUACCAAAAGUGCCAGAUGUCGCUGUGACUGCCACGGUUACCACGCACUCCGGCCCUGGUAACAGAGCCAUCAUCUUGACAGAAAUCAAGUUCCCGAUAUUUUGUUGGUUUGAGAGAGUCAGCUACACCAUUUUUUUAUACGAGGAUCGUGGUGGUGAGGGUCACCAGUUGGUGCUAAUGAAGGGGGCGGUUAAUAAUCCCCAGGAGCCAGUCGUGGAGACCAUCUCUGUUGAUUUGGUAUCCAAUGCCAACUACUCUGUUGUGGUGUCGGCACAAACUGACCUGUGGAACUCAUCAACAUCCCCACACACCUUCACCAAAUCAGCAGACACCCCUUCAGUUGAAGGAAUAUCCAGUGACUCUGAGGAUGGCGAGGUCUCUUUUCUGGUGGUGGGAAUUGCAUCAGGGAGUGUUGUCUGUCUUCUGAUUCUUAUAGUUUCCACUCUCGCUGUCAUCUGUGCCCUACGCUCUCGAAACAAGAGACCAAAUCUUCCAAUAACACUUGAAGACAUGAAGCUCUCCCGUGCUCCGCUUGAGCUGACCCCCAACCCCAUCUAUGGAGGUCCACUCUAUGAGACAGUGGGAGACGCAGUCCCACAGUCUCAGGACAUCAAGCCGGAGCUAUACCCUCUCCCUCUCACCUCCACCAUUGCCCUCUCGGUGUACACUGAGAGCCCGAUGCUGAGCAAACACAGGCAGAUCAAUGGACACGAGGAGGAGACCUAUGUCCAGAUGGACUCCUGCAACAGGAAAUAGUGUGUUUUGUACUUCGUUUUUUUCCUCCCUUUUUGUGUGAAUAACAAAGUGUGUAAUUUGUUCUGUUGUGUGUGUGUGUGGAAUGUCAUGAUGUUUCCGUGCAG